Messenger RNA from Hippocampus comes (tiger tail seahorse), 2868 nucleotides. RefSeq names its product zinc finger and BTB domain containing 48 (gene zbtb48). Gene Ontology annotation, cellular component: nucleus. Lineage: Eukaryota; Metazoa; Chordata; Actinopteri; Syngnathiformes; Syngnathidae. Gene Ontology annotation, molecular function: protein binding; RNA polymerase II transcription regulatory region sequence-specific DNA binding; DNA-binding transcription factor activity, RNA polymerase II-specific. The transcript is spliced from 11 exons. Gene Ontology annotation, biological process: regulation of transcription by RNA polymerase II. Bases 180 to 2180 code for a protein of 666 amino acids. The record is from RefSeq and is a predicted model, not a curated record.
AAUACGUCACAUCCGCUUUGUUUUAGUGUCCUACAAGAAGAAAAAACAAGGUGUAUUGAAGCUAGUUUUGCGCUUUUACUCGAAAAACACGAUACGCUGUGUACGCAACAUCAGCUGAAAAGCAUUUCUGGUGAAAAUUUUACAGGUCGACGUUGAAGUUUCAUCAUUCUUGUGUGGAGAUGCAUGCCACCGACCAUGCACGGCGUGUCCUGUCCACCUUAAACCAGCAGAGAGCAGCAGGGAGCUUCUGUGACGCCUUGCUGAAAGUGACUGACGGGGUGGUCUACACUGCCCAUCGUAGUGUCCUGGCCUGCUUCAGUCAAGUCUUUCAGGGGAGCAACAUGGCUGCCGCCUCACCCAGUAUGGAGUUCUACCUCCAAGAGUGCUCCAGCGAGGGCCUUGAGCUGCUGCUGGACUUUGUCUACACCGGAGAACUCAAGCUGGAUCUGGGCGUCCUGGACAAGGUGCAGAGUGCAGCAUCCAGUUUGUGCAUCCCUGAAGCGCUCGCAAUCUGUCAGCGGUUCAGGGACAAACCAGUGGACGCUGUCCCUCUUGUCAAGCGAGGGCGAGGCAGACCGAGAAAGACAAAGGCUGAGGUCUUCGCCACCUCAGGUGAAGACACUAACAAACUGACAAUGACUAAAGAGCAGUCUGUCUUGGACGGGGUCCGAGACAAUAUGAAGGGCAUCGUCACCACCACCACCCGCUCGGGCCGUGUGGUCAAAGGGCCCAGACGAAUGAUCUUUGAAGAAGAUGCCACCUGUGAUGUCCCGGCCAUUGAGGAAUCUCCGCCUCCUUUUUCAAAGCGAGAAUGUGCUGAUGACAAGGAUCAGAAGACUGAGGAGCAAAUGCAGAGGAGCGCACUGCUGAGCCACAUGAAAGAUGAAGUGCCGGUUGAGGAUGAAAGCAAUCAUUUUGAAAUGACCGUCCAGGAUUCUGACGAAGAGUAUGUCCCUACCCACAAGUCCAGUUCCGCUGUGGCGUCUGCCCCUAGAGCUCGACAACACCGCGCUAGUUUGCGUGAGAGCGGUGAUGGCAAAACGGCAGAGGGAGAACCCGAGAACUCUGUAUGCUGUCCUGUCUGUCACAAAGUCUUCAAGAGCAAAUAUUAUCUCAAAGUGCACAACAGACGUCAUACAGGCGAGAAACCGUUUGGUUGCCACAAAUGUGGGAAGCACUACUUCAGAAAAGAAAAUCUUUUAAUCCAUGAGCUCAGGCACUGUGCUGCAACACAGACAUUCACGUGUCAGACGUGUUCAUCGUCAUUCAAAGGGAAAGAGGAGCUGCGUGCGCACGUCGUCUCCCAUGUGGAGCGGAUGCCCUACAAGUGUUCACCGUGUGCUGAACAAUUUAUGUUCAAGAAACACCUGAUGUGCCACAUGAUGAAGGUCCAUGGCUAUCCCAAACCACACGCUUGUCCACAGUGCCCCAAAACCUUCUGGACUCGCUACGAGCUGCGAGUGCACGAAGCCGCAAAACACCGCGGGGAAAAGCCGUUUGUGUGCGAGGAGUGUGGCCAUCGAGCGUCCAGUCGCAACGGCCUGCAGAUGCACAUCAAAGCUAUCCACAGAAAUGAGCGGCCCUUCCUCUGUAGCAUCUGCGGCCACGCCUUCUCCCAGAAAAACAACCUCAACAUGCACCUUCGCGUGCAUAGCGGCGAAAGACCCUACCAGUGUCACCUGUGCGGCAAAACCUUCCGCACGCAAGCUAGCCUCGAAAAACAUCACCGGACGCACACGGGCGAGCGGCCCUUCCCCUGCGACGUGUGUGAGCAGCGUUUCACCGAGAAGGGCGCCCUUCUUCGCCACAAGGCCAGCAAGCACGAGGAGGGACGCCCUCACUGCUGCCACAUAUGUAACAAGACCUUUAAAGCCAAAGAACAACUGCGGGUCCACCUGUGUCGCCAUAAGGGUAUGAGGAAGUUUGAGUGUGCCGACUGUGGCUACAAGUUCACCCGACAGGCACACCUGCGUCGACACGUUCAGAUCCACAAGAGGACUGAGAAUUACAACCCGCGACAGAGGAAACUGAGGAACGUGGUCGUGGAUGAGUAUGAUGGUGGUCCGGGUGAUUUUGAUACCACCAAACCAGCAGAGGCCUCGCCAGUUGUUAUGCAGGCGAUUGACUCCGCGCCCGCUGGCACGGAGUCCACUUCUGAAGUCACAGUGGCGCUCAAAUAGAGCGCUUUUUUUUUGUGCUGCAAACACAAUUUUGGACAUGAGAUGCUUGAAUAUGUGCCACUGACAUCUUGGAGGUGCCUCCUCAUCAAAGUGCGGACUACAGCUGCAUCAUGAUCAACGUUAUUAUAAAUACUGGAUGUCUAACAGCUUUUAUGGUCACAUUGGUAGGAUGAGUAGAAACCUGCUACGGUAGAAAUUGCACAUGCCAAUACAUUUUUGCUGGCCCAACCGUCCGUCAUGAUUUCAAGCUAAACCAAAACCGUAAUUGUCAGUUGUCACUCCGUCAGUUAUUUUAACUAUGCUUCAGUCAUGGCUAAAUUAUACUCUGUUACCGCUAUUUAGUCCACCGGUUUUAGAUUUCCCUCAUCGUUAUUUUGACCAUGCUUGUCUCUCCUACUCAUAUGUCUGCUAAAUCUCUCUCUAAUGGCGCGGUCAGACUGAACGAGAGCUUUCUCUUCAAUGGUAGACAGCUACUGUCCACCAGGGUGCCACAGCAAGAGAGAAAAGGGGCGUGUAUUCUACAGGCUACCAAAAUAAGAAUUAAGGCGUAGAGUUACGGUUCAAUUGCCUUCCAGGUUAACCAGCUCCGGAUUCCAGAUGUGUCCGUUGGGACAAUGUCAGUUCAGUAAUUUUGUUUCCUGUCUGCAAAUUCAUCACAGGCUACUUUCAUAAACAUCGUUUGAUUUGU